This is a messenger RNA of Medicago truncatula (barrel medic), 2442 nucleotides long. RefSeq lists its product as uncharacterized. Gene Ontology annotation, molecular function: RNA-DNA hybrid ribonuclease activity; nucleic acid binding. Bases 1 to 2442 code for a protein of 813 amino acids. The record is from RefSeq and is a predicted model, not a curated record. The transcript is spliced from 2 exons. NCBI's taxonomy places the organism in Eukaryota, Viridiplantae, Streptophyta, Magnoliopsida, Fabales, Fabaceae. Gene Ontology annotation, biological process: DNA integration.
AUGUGGGAGAAAAUUACGGCCUACUUGGCCGAAAAAGAGAUACAAACGGCCAGAGAGGCCGAAUCUUCGAAGUCAAAGAACACUGAGAAGUUAGAAGACGGACCAACAGAUAUCGAGGUCGAAGACCAGAAACUGGAUUGCAUUUAUGAUGAUGAACCGUUGGGCUUCGAAGAGGAUCCUAUGGGAUCCACCACGAAAAUGAAGGCACAAGAUCCCCUUGAAGAAAUUGAUUUGGGUGACGGAACGGUUAAAAGACCUACUUAUGUAAGUGUCAAAAUCCCCGAAAAAUUUAAAUGUCAAAUUGCAGAGCUAUUAAGAAAAUACAAAGAUUGCUUUGCAUGGGAUUACAACGAGAUGUCUGGUUUGAAACGAGAAGUGGUGGAGUUAAAAUUACCAAUUCGACAGGAUAAAAAGCCAGUCAAGCAGAUUCCGCGAAUCGAGAUCAACCAGAACAAAACCAAAGCAAUAAUUGAGACCAAGGCUCCUUCUACAAAGAAAGAAUUACAGUCUCUAUUAGGGAAAAUCAACUUUCUCCGAAGAUUUAUAUCAAAUCUAAGUGGCAAGACACAGGCUUUCUCACCACUGCUUCGGUUGAAGAAAGAUGAUAUUUUCAAAUGGGAACCUGAGCACCAAAAAGCUUUCAAUGAAAUCAAGUCUUAUUUGGUAAAUCCUCCGGUCCUUUCUCCUUUGUUGAAGAGUAGAAGAAUGAAGUUAUAUAUAGCAACGUCAGAUGGCACUAUCGGAAGUAUGUUAGCACAAGAGGAUGAAUAUGGCACAGAAAGGGCCAUUUAUUAUUUAAGUCGAGUACUUAAUGAUGUUGAAACAAGAUACCAUCCUAGUGAAAAACUUUGUUUGUGUUUAUUCUUCUCAUGUACAAAACUCAAGCAUUAUAUAAAGCCUUUUGACGUUUAUGUGUAUUCCCAUUUUGAUAUCAUUAAACAUAUGUUGUCGAAGCCAAUUUUACAUAGCCGAUUCGGGAAAUGGGCCUUGGCAUUGACAGAAUAUUCAUUAACAUAUCAAUCAUUAAAAGCUGUCAAAGGCCAAAUUGUGGCUGAUUUCAUUGUAGAUCAUUCAAUAAGCGAGGUUUUGACAACCGAAAUAGACAACCAUCCAUGGAAUUUAUAUUUCGAUGGUUCUAGUCAUAAAAAUGGUACUGGCAUAGGGAUAGUCCUAAUAUCGCCCAAACACCAUAAAUUCGAACACAUGUUUCGAAUCAAUCAGUUUUUCUCUAACAACGAGGCCGAGUACGAGGCUUUAAUUACAGGUCUAGAGAUUGCACUCGAACUAGGGGCAAGAUGCAUCGAAAUCAGAGGAGACUCUGAACUUGUCCUCAAACAGAUGACUAGAGAAUAUAUGUGCGUUAAAGAAAGUUUGGUCACCUAUCAUGCAAUAGCUAGCAGAUUGCUAAAACAGUUCCGCCAUGUGGGCAUUCGGCACGUACCUCGCAUGGAGAACCAAAAUGCAAAUGACCUAGCACAGAGGGCCUCUGGGUACAAAGUCUCCAAGGAACGGACGCAAGAGCCAAUAGAAAUAAGAAACAGGCGAAACUCGAUAGAAUGUUCUCCUGGCAAAUCGUUAACGCCAAAACUUGGGGGGACCAGAGCAAGUCAAGAUUCCCUAAAAGGUACGGACUCUGUCGAAAUUUUUGUCAUUAACGAUUUGAAUGAAAACGAUUGGCAUAAGCCCAUAGUAGAUUAUCUGGAAAAUUCAAAUGGAGCCACCCCUCGAAAAGUGAAAUACAGAGCCUUGAGCUAUGUGAUAAUGGGUAGUGAGCUAUUCAAAAAGACUUCAGAAGGAGUUUUGUUGAAAUGCCUGGGAGAAACAGACGCAUAUUUGGCUGUUUCCAAUACUCAUGAUGGAACAUGCGGGACACACCAAGCAGGCCACAAAAUGAAAUGGCUCUUAUUUCGACAAGGUAUGUAUUGGCCAACUAUGCUCAAAGACUGCAUAGAAUUCGCAAAAGGAUGCCAAGGAUGCCAAAAAUACGCUGGAAUUCAACGCGUCCCAGCGAGUGAACUCCAUGCAAUAAUCAAACCGUGGCCAUUUAGAGGAUGGGCCUUAGAUGUAAUAGGGGAGAUUAAACCUACUUCAUCGAAAGGAUACAGAUAUAUCUUAGUAGGGAUAGAUUAUUUUACGAAAUGGAUAGAAGCAAUUCCCUUAAAAGAUGUUACUCAAGAGGAAGUUAUACGCUUUAUCCAAAAGUUCAUCAUCUAUAGGUUUGGUAUUCCAGAAACCAUAACCACUGACCAAGGAUCCGUAUUUACUGGUCGAAAGAUAGUGAAAUUCGCCGAAGAUACAGGUUUUAAAUUGCUAACUUUGACACCAUACUAUGCACAGGCAAAUGGUCAAGUUGAAGCAGCGAACAAAAACAUUAUUGCCAUUAUUAAACGAAAAUUAAAAGCAAAGCCCAAGAACUGGCCUGAAAUAUUAGGCGAAGCUUGA